This is a messenger RNA of Nematostella vectensis (starlet sea anemone), 2907 nucleotides long. RefSeq names its product nucleolar protein 9. The transcript has 8 exons. Gene Ontology annotation, molecular function: RNA binding. Gene Ontology annotation, cellular component: nucleolus; 90S preribosome; preribosome, small subunit precursor. Gene Ontology annotation, biological process: ribosomal small subunit export from nucleus; endonucleolytic cleavage to generate mature 5'-end of SSU-rRNA from (SSU-rRNA, 5.8S rRNA, LSU-rRNA); endonucleolytic cleavage in ITS1 to separate SSU-rRNA from 5.8S rRNA and LSU-rRNA from tricistronic rRNA transcript (SSU-rRNA, 5.8S rRNA, LSU-rRNA). The record is from RefSeq and is a predicted model, not a curated record. Lineage: Eukaryota; Metazoa; Cnidaria; Anthozoa; Actiniaria; Edwardsiidae. The coding region runs from base 108 to 2363 and encodes 751 amino acids.
GUUCUUGAGGCCUGGUCGCAUGGUUUACCCACAUGGUCAAAAUGGCGGAAAUUCUAACAUAAAUUUCUAACGUUUUACAGAAUAUCGCAAAAAAAAAGUGUUAUAGUAUGGAGGAGAAGAAGUCGAAGAAAAAGUACAAGAGUAGUCUGGAUGAGGAUACGUUAGGCUACUUCAAAAGGGUCGAAAGUGUCAUCGAGGAAGACGAUUUUGACGACGAGGAAUCAAAAACUUUAUUUGUCGAAAAUGUUUUUACUCAAGUUGAGGGCAACGAACUCGAGCUCUGCUGUGAUCAGGGAAUGAGUAGAGUUAUGGAGAGACUUUUGCGCUUUUUUACAGAUACACAAAUAAAGACGAUAUGGCAAAGCCUUACCCCAAACUACAAAACUGUCACAAAUGAUAAAUUUGGUAGCCAUGUGAUCCAACACUUAGUCAACAGUGUACCAAAUAUGAUUAGAACUGAGCGAACUAAAGUCAGGGAGGUCAACAAAGGAGACGAAAAUGUUAGUACUAUGGAAGAGCUGUUUUUAUCAUAUUGUAGUGUGAUCAGUAAAGACUUGGAGGAACUAAUGAGUAGUACUUAUGGCAGCCAUGUGGUACGCGCUGUUUUUGAGGUGUUGGGAGGUGUGAAGGUUGCUGCAUCUGUGCAACGCAGCAGAAUGUCUAAGGGGAUCAGAGCGGACCGUUAUGGUCUGGAGGCUAGCCAGAAGUUUGGGAAAGUUAAAACAGUUGGGCAAGCUUUUGGAGCUUCUCAAACGAUUACACCAUCACAGACCAUGGCAGUGCCAGACACUUUUAUCCCGGUAUUAAAAACCAUGGCUUCAGUGGUCUUGAAUAUGGACAUGGAAGCUCAAGUGUUUCACCCUGUUUGCUGUCCUGUCAUACAGACCUUGCUAUUAGUGCUUCACCAGAAAGAUGAGAAACUCUGUUCAAAGCUUGCAAAAAAGAUAAUGAAGCAGUCUUGUGUGUUUGAUAAGAAGAAAAAGAAGGAGAAAAAGGAAGAAAAAAGUGAAAGCGGUGACGAAGAUAAUGACAAUGCAAGCGUUUCAAGCUAUAAAGUUCCACCAAUACUAUCCCAUGAGGUCUCAAGUCAUCUGAUGGAAAAGCUUCUACAUACUGCCCCUCCAAAGCUGUACAAAAAGCUGUACAAGACAUUUUUCAAGUCACACCUUGUAACACUCGCUCAACACCCUACAUGCAACUUCCUGGUGCAGCACCUGUUGGCAAGCACUACAGACCCUGAUCUGGGAGAGGAGAUUCUUGAGGAACUGUUACCAGAAAUAGAAGACCUCCUAGCUGCAGGGCAUGAUGGGGUCAUAGCUAGGAUGGCUGAGUCUUGUGUGCGGCUUGGUAUACAUCAGGACAGAAUGUGUGAUGCCAUUUUCACGGCCUUCCACUGCACCGGUGCCGAAGAGAAACAAGACUGUGCCACCCUAAUUCUCACCGUCACAACACAUGAUGUUUUCUACGAUGUUGAGGAAAGUGUGGAAGACAAUGAGAAAAAAGAUGAGAAACAUGAUGAGCAGAAAGAUACUAAAGAGGUAAAGCAGAAGCCCUGUCUGGAGCGUGUGAACUUCCAUGGAGCAGUGUUGAUGAAGGCAUUGCUAGAUUUUGAGCAUGUUGCUGUGUUUGCUGACAGUCUCUUACAUCUGAGCCAAGAUGAGCUGGUCCUUGUAUCUUGCAAUGCCAUGGGGUCCCAUGUCAUUGAGGCGUACAUGAAGAGCAAGACUAUCGGGGAGAAAAGGAAACAUAAGAUGAUCAAUAAACUAAGGGGCGUCUUUGCUAAGUUUGCUGGAGACAAGCAAGCAAGCCAUGUGGUGGAGACCUGUUGGCGUGAAGCUGACAUGCGACACAGAGCUUACAUCACUCAAGAACUAGUGGACGCAGAACACUCACUUAUGAAAGACUUCUACGGCAGGAAGGUACUAAAAACUUGUGGUGUUGACGCUUCCAAAGUAAAGAAAUCUGGAAUGGGUGAGGAUUUAGAUCUUGGUGUACGCAAACGGAAGAUGCUUAAUGAGAUUCUUGAUGACACCAAGGCCGUGCACAAACGAAAGUCUCCUGCCAGCAAGACAGAUAAUGGCUCAGCCAAGUAUUCGGUGGAAAUGGCCAUAUUAGGGUUCAACGCCAAAGACGAAGAAAGGCAAAACAAUAAGGAAAAGAAAGAAAACAAAGAGAAGAAACGAGUAGAGAAGCGAAAGCCAAGUAACAUGGAUGAGAUUGAUUUAAUUUUCAGUAGAAAGUCUGCUGGGAAGAAGGGAAGAAUAGGGGUUGAGAAAUAUUCCAAAAACCCUGCGGAUGAAAUCCCUGAACAAUCGAACUCUGAACAAAGCAAGAAAAAGAAAAGGGGAACUCAAGGAAUUUAGAUGAUUCGCUAGACAUAAUAGAAAAGCGGAUUUUUUUGCUUUCACAAUGACAAUGUUCUGAUAUAAACCUAAUUAUAGGUAACUGGGUACGAAUAAUCAUGUUUACAACUUUUGUUGGAUCGUCUCAUUCAUUUUUAGAAUUUUAGAGAGCUAUUUUGCCCUUUGGCCGCUUGCUAACGUUGUCUAAGCUCAAAUUUGAUAUUCUGACAUCAACCCAUCAUUAGUCCGAAUUUUGGCACGUGACGUUAGUCCUGUGCUCAUUGGUCGUUUUUAAGCCAGUGAGAUUACUGAAGGAGGGAAUGUUAACUAUUAUAUCAGCAUUAAAGCUUUCAUUUAUUUACUAAAUCACAUCUAGAAGAGAUUGAUAUUUCAAGGCGUUUAGAAUAUUUGUGGACAUGGAGUUUGGCACUACGUUACAUCUAGAUUGGUUAUAGCAAAAUACUUAAGUUUUUUUAUCGUUCCUAAAUGUCACAAAAGAAUUUUGUCCUACAAUCCAUCAUUGUCGUCUAAUAGAUAUUGACUAUAAAUCCUUUUUGUGUUAUAA